ACCCUCCUGAGUGUCCGCAGGCCGCCAGCGCGCGUCGUUUGUCCGGACUUCAGCGUCUCUUUGGCUCUUCUCCACAGCGCACACUCUGGACCCUCCGGACGCGGCGGUUUGAACUCUUGUUGUGGCGGAGCUUUGUGCAGCUGCACCGGGCUGUUCUGGCAGGCUCUGGGUUUUCCUGGUGAUGACCUCACUGCUGUUCCCUGGCAACGCGCACGCUGCGAUGAAGGACCUCUCCUCUUCCUCCUCUCCUCUCAGCUCCCUGCUCCACUACCCGUCCUCCAAAACCUCCGUUGUGCCGUUCUCCCCGUCCUCCGGCGCCGCCUCCUCGCCCGGGUCAUCGCUGUCGUCGGCCCCGCUCUCCAAACCUCAGCCCUUCUGCCUCCAGACGGGGCCUCACCUCAUCGCCAGCAUGCAGCUGCAGAAGCUCAACUCACACUACCAGAACCUCGCCGGUGCCUCCGCUGGACACCCUGCACCCGGCGGUGCUCAAAGGGGAUUCGGCACCUCGCCUCUGGGCACCGGUAGCCAGCUUCUGGGGCCGUCCGGAGGCCUCGGCGGAGGUGGGAUGGGCGUCGGCAUCAGCAUGGGGAACCAAAGCUCCGGUGCAGGUGGAAUUAUCGACUUUGACCCCGUGGACGAGGAGGUCCUCAUGUCACUGGUGGUGGAGUUGGGUUUGGACCGAGCCAACGAGCUGCCGGAGCUUUGGCUGGGCCAGAACGAGUUCGACUUCAUGUCAGACGUGCCGGCCGGAUGCUGACCCACGAAAGGAAAGAACUCUCAAGAUGCAGCAGAAUUGAUUGACAAAGAGAGAAAAGACUUUCUCUCCCGUGUUUUGUUUUUCUCUUUCCUCCCUUUCUUGGUUGAUAAAAUGAGGAAACAGAAGAGACACUGAGUGAUAAAGAGAAAGAGAUUAGAGGCACACUCCUGUUUCUAUUUUGCUUUCAUGCUCUGUGCUGCCAGGCAGACGGAUAAAAGACAAAGACAGCUUGCUUUUGUUUUUUGGGGUAUUUUUUUUUUAAUGGCGUUUCGCUCUUGCAGAAAGAGAGCAAACAGUUUUUUGUUCCACUCAGUCAGUGAAUCUUUCUUUCCUAGGAUGAAACCUGCGGUUGAAACCGACCUAAUGGGAUUAAGAAGUCGUUGUUUUGCCUCUGAUUUUUAUCUUUCCUUUUGUUUAAAGAAAAAAAAAACAAGCAUGAGCAGAGUACGAACAGAAACAAGGGGUCGCAGAAAGAAGACUGCCGCUCCUCUCCUCUUUCUGGCAUCACUCCAUCACACUGGCUUAACGAAAACAAGGUGAUUAAGACCUGGCGGGUUGGAGGCGGUUCUGGUUGUUGGAAACAGUGACGCUGCCGCACCUGCCGGACUUUCUUUGUGUUGUUCUCUCUUGAUCAACACUCGAGCUAAAUGAAACUGAGAAACAAGACUUUAUGGGAGAUUCGUGAAGGAUGACAAACAGUAUGUUUCCUGUUUUCUUAAUGGACAAUAUUAGCCUCUGGUCUCACGGGAAAGAGACUCCUGUCUCUGGGCUUCACAAAGACACUGAUUGUCUGAGAACUGGUUAUCUCAAUGUACUUCUUUUUCGUCCUUUCUGUCUUUCUUUUUGUUUGAAUUAAGUUCAACCAGUCGCAUUCAUAGAACAUGUUAUUUAAGACAGUGGCUGAUAUACAUCAGGACUUCUGGACAAGGAGAGCUUCUGUAGUGCGUCUAUAAUUGGCUCUGACUUUUCUGAACAUAAUGAAUUAGAUCAAGGGAUGUGGAAUCUUUUGGAAGCACGGGACCUGAAUGGGGGGAAUUGUUUCUUGCUGUGGAGCGCGGCCUCAUUAAACCGGUCCAGGCCUGUUGGCCAAGUGAGUCGCCGUGUUUUUGUUUUCUCGCCUGUAUCGUAAAAGACACUGACCCAGGUGGACAAGUCGAGCUGGUGUCGGCGAUCCUGGAAAGCACUUCCACCGACAUUGAAGCUACAGGGUCUUUAACCCGAAUGGCAACAGAUUAAUUCACAUGCUCUCCUCUUUUUGUUUUUCCUGUUCCACCACUUUGAUGUUUAUGUAAAAACAGACCUUAUUAUCACCACACCUCGGUGUCCCGAUGAGGACGGAUUGCCUUGUUGCGUCUGUUUGAGGCAGCUGUUAGAACACCAGUGCAGGUUUAGGAAGGCUGGAAUCAGACCCAAGUGAACGAAUCCUUUCAGACUAAUCUCUUCAUGGAAGGUGCUUGCAGCUAACAUAUUAGCAUCAUUAGCUACCAGCUUCUGCUCAGUCCCUUUGCUCCACUGUCUCUUGAAGGCAGAGAUAAUAUGGAGGACAUCAUGAUAAGCUAGCAGUGCACUCUCUGGCAGCCAUAUUUGAGGUCCUGAUGCUCUCGAGCUUCACGCUAGCAGUUAUUUGUUCAACUUGCCCUGCUGAGCAGAAUCAAAAGUACAUUGUUGCCUUGGUUUGUCUAGUUGCUCCUGGCUAGCUAGCUAACAAUCGCUAUCUGCUAAACAUGUUGUUUUGGCUGCUGUAACAUUAGCAUCAGCAAAAAAGCACACAAGUCAAAAUGUUUUCACGUGAAAUUUGUAUUCAUCACUUUAAAAUAGUAGCAGCUUUUUCCAAACGCAAAAAUUUUCAAGCUAACAUGGACAAGAAGUCCUAAAAGUGCUGGACUGCGUCAUAACAGCGACUGAGCUCACGCAUCGAACCCAUCUGAAGACCAUGUGGUUCGGUUUAGGCUAGGCUGAAUGGGUGUCGGGGUUAAAUUGACACCCGCCUCCUGCCCACCUAUAGGAGCUGUACUGUGCAGGUGGAUGCAGGUAGCAUGGGGGCUCCGACCUGUAUCUGUUGUGGUAAGAAGAGACGGGGGGCUUGAGCUGUGCGGCAGGAACAAAGGCCUUUCACCUCCGCCUGGUGUGUCUGUUAUCUGGCCAUUGUCUCCUCUUGGACCACACACUGGAAAUAGCACACCUGUGUGUGUGUGUGUGUGUGUGUGUGUGUGUGUGUGUGUAUGCACACAAAGAUGUGACGACCCACCUGUAUGUGCUUUCACGUCCAUACAAACACACACACUGAAACCGAACAAAGGCACUGACAUAAACCUACCACACACACACAAACACACACGCACACAUACACACACACACACACAGGAGCAUGGGGAUGGUGUUACAGCGGGGAAAUGGGAGUAGCAGCCAUGAAACAGGCACUUGUUCAGUUACACACAGACUUCACAGGGUAUUGGGGUUGUGUGUGUGUGUGUGUGUGCAUGCAAGUCUGAAAAUGCAGUUGUGUCAGUGUGUAUGAGGGGAAACGGGGGUCCACGUGGAGCUGGGCCUCGUUAAUUUAUUUAGAUAUCGAUGGAUCAGCUUACACACACGCCGCUUUCCUCAACAGCGCACGCAUACGUCUCAAAUCCUAUUUUCCUACACACACACUCCGCCUAAUACCAGUUUUUGAUGCUCAUUAGGGUCUCAGUUACAGUCAAUGAGCACCAAUUUUCUUUUCUUUCUUUAAUGAAACGCGAGAUGCGGCGAUUAAUGAAAACCCGAUGAGGGAGUAAUUUGACAGAAUCCUUUUUUAAGGGGGAUUUGCCGGAUAUUGCCCUCGUAACAGCCGAGAAAGAAAUAAAGAUGCUUCUCAUCACUCCCAAAUCCAGCAGACAGACACGCCGGUUCUGUUCUUCCCCUGUCUCGCCGCAGAAGUGGGUCAGAAAAACAUUCUCCAGAUCGAAGACAGUCCUGUGUUUGUUUUCCUCCGCUCGGCAUUGUUUUAAAGCAUUGGGUGUGUGUGUGUGAUGUUUCGUGGUCCGGCCUUAAUCCCAGCUGACCGAAUGUUAUUUUUCUCUGUGUGAAGCGGAGGGAGGGUCGCCCCUCUCCCCCCCCUGAGAAGUUGCCUGGUCGAGAUGUUUGAAUCGUCUGAGGGCUUUCAUUUCCUUGACGCCAGAUAUUGCAGAUUAACCCCGGCAGAGACCUUUGGAGCCAAAAUAUACCUCACGGCUAUUUGGUUUCUAAUGACAAAAACUUAGAUCGGUGUAAAAGAUCCUCAUUGUGGUUCCAAUUUGCUUGGAGUACCACAUGGGUGUAUUUUAGCACCUAAUUAGUGCACUAAAGUUCAGGUCACCACGUUAAACUAUCUGAAAUGAGGCAUUUCUCUGAUGGACAGCUGAAGCUGAUGCUCGCUUAAAGCUGCACGCUGCUGGUUGGAUGAGCUUAAGCUCAACAUGAACUUCAUACAGGUCAUUUAUGAACACGCGCCAUCAUUUUUAGACUGAUUCGCUUUCUGCAGUGCAUCCAUGGGCCUCAGUUUUUUCCAGAGCUCCAUCAAAGUCGUAUUUUCUUUAAGUUUUCAUGCUGUUGUGAACUGGAGUUGUUCAUUUGACUGAUCUGGUAAUGGAUUCAUUCUUUUGUUUUUUUAAAAAAAAAGCCAAAAUUAGCUUCUUUCAACCUCUCAAAUGUGAGGAUUUCCUGCUUUAUUUGUCUUAAAUGAUAGCAAACUGAAUAUCUUUGGAUUCUUUUGGAACUCUCAUUAAUUAAAAUGGGGUGGACAAAUUAAGAGAAACACCUGCUGGUGUAACUCAACGCAGUUCAGCAGCACCAGAAACCGCUUGUCAAACAUUAGCUGGAUGAGAAGAUCGAUUAAUGAACUGAUAAAUGAGCUAAAGCCACUAGCGGGUUAUCUUAGCUUAGCACAAAGAGUGAAAACAGGUGGAAACAGCUAACAUAAUCUGCCUAGCAACAGCUCACUAAUUAUCAUGUCAUGUUUCGUCUGUUUAAUCCGAACAGAAUCUGCACAAUUCACUGUUUAACGGAGGGUUUUGGACCAGACUAUUUCUUGGCUCUGGGCAGCGAACACGGGACGCUGCUGCUCCAGCUCUCACAGUUACAGACAUUAAUUCUUUCUUCAGAUUGUGUGUUUUUGGAUGUUGAGGUGGGUUUUCUUCCUGAGUAAACCUUCACGGCCCGUACAGCUAAUGAAGUGGAUUUACAGUUUCCACGUGACAGCGGUGAUUUGUCACACACUCGGCCGUCGCCUCCGGGCCUCAGGGUCAUGAAAAAUGUUCCGACACAUCAAGGCCUGUGAAAACCUUCAACACGAGCGGUGAUGUAUCUGUUAAAGGUCGCCGUUACAAGGUUUCCUCUCCACAGUAAUGAAACUGUUCAGCUGCUGCUCUGCUGCCAGGUCUGCUUGUGAACCUGAAGUAGACCCUGCACUGAUUUAUUCCCUCUUUUGAAAUCAUAUUUACUUUUAAACCUGUAGAUUAAAAUCUUACUCUGUGUUUUAUUUUGUUGGUUUAACGUGCAUUUUCUUUUUUUUUUCUUUCUAACGAUAAAAUGAAUAUUAUUCAGAGAUGAUUCUUAAAGCACUUUUGCUCACCGGCUCUCACUUGUACAUCUAUAUGAAUAUGUAAAUGACUGAAAUCAUAUUGAAAAAAACGCUUGUAUUUUUGUUACGGCUCUGAGUUUCGGGGGGGAAA
Molecule: messenger RNA, 5445 nt
Organism: Chelmon rostratus (copperband butterflyfish)
Lineage: Eukaryota; Metazoa; Chordata; Actinopteri; Chaetodontiformes; Chaetodontidae
Gene: cited1
Product: Cbp/p300-interacting transactivator, with Glu/Asp-rich carboxy-terminal domain, 1
Exons: 2
Coding region: 182-757 (191 amino acids)
Biological process (GO): regulation of DNA-templated transcription
Cellular component (GO): nucleus
Source: RefSeq, a predicted model, not a curated record